This is a messenger RNA of Alternaria arborescens, 789 nucleotides long. RefSeq lists its product as hypothetical. The transcript has a single exon. The record is from RefSeq and is a predicted model, not a curated record. Lineage: Eukaryota; Fungi; Ascomycota; Dothideomycetes; Pleosporales; Pleosporaceae. The coding region runs from base 1 to 789 and encodes 262 amino acids.
AUGGCACAACUCGAAGACCGUCUCAAGACUCAGAAGGCACUGAAUAUUCAACUAGAGACCUUAGUCCAACAGCUCGCACAAUCCUGCAACAGACAACCAGAUGCUAUGAUGGGACUCAAACAGCGUAUGGAUGAGCUUUCCAAUCAAGCUGAUGGACAAAAGACUAUUGCUGUGGCGAAACUCACAAAGACAAGUCGGCAAAUUCGAGAGCUAGAUGAGCGGCUGCAAAGGUCGGAACGUAGGAGCGAUAUGGACAGUCAAAAGCUUAUGGAGCUAGAAAUGGAUGUGGAGCACCGUUUCGAGACAGCAGUGAUCGUUGCUCAAGAGGACCUGCGACACCACCAUGAUAUGGUGCAGUCGCAAGCGAACGAGCAUACAGAGACACUAUUGAAGACUGUCAGAGUACUGGAUUCCAUCAGUCAACGAGUCAGCGUACUCGAGGCUGCGCAAGAUUCACAUGAAACGGCGACCAAGACCUGCCAGGCCGCCACGACUUUGCUCGAACCCCUGUACGAGCGUGUGAAACCGGUAAAACUCGCUUCUACCGCUCUCCAGAUGGACGAUUCAAUUCACCCGACGCUGAAGAUAAUUGAUUCCAAACUCAAAAACCUUCAGUUCGAUGUCGACACACUAAGAUCGCGCUCGGAUACCGAAAUUGUCGCAUCUGUCAACUUCAAGAAAAGACUUGUUGCACUAGAGGAAGGUAGUGGAAGUGUGGCAUCAACUAAGAUCAAGGAAACACUCACUGGAUUAGAGGAGAAAAGCCGAGAUAUGAUCGAUUAUGUAUAG